Molecule: messenger RNA, 3353 nt
Organism: Dipodomys ordii (Ord's kangaroo rat)
Lineage: Eukaryota; Metazoa; Chordata; Mammalia; Rodentia; Heteromyidae
Gene: Angptl2
Product: angiopoietin-like 2
Exons: 5
Coding region: 429-1910 (493 amino acids)
Source: RefSeq, a predicted model, not a curated record
CGCCUGCAGCCAACCAGGGUCAGGCUGUGCUCACAGUUUCCUCUGGCGGCAUGUAAGGGCUCCACAAAGGAGUUGGGAGUUCAACUGAGGUGCUACAGUCGGCCUGAGGAUGGACCCCAAUCCCUGAGUGGGGCUGCCUGAGCUGGGACCUGCCGAGCAUGAUACUGAGGCAGCUGCUGACCGCACUGUGAGGGAAAACAGGGUUGAGCAGCCCCGGAACCGGCUGCAGGGCAGGCCAGUGAGGCAGGGCUGCGAAGGAGAGGAGGCCAGUUCGGCCUGCGACUUGAGACCCCGUGGAGGCCAUGGCCGGGCCCCGCUGACGACAGGGGACGGGUGAAGCAUGUGAAGAGCUGCCCUGGGAGCCAAGCAGUAGGGAAGAGGCUACCACAAAUUCAUUUGUAAAGAAUAACCACCACAUUGCAAGCACCAUGAGUCCACUGUGCAUGACGUGCUGGUGGCUGGGACUGCUGGCCACUCUGGGAGCUGCUGCAGGCUCUGAGGAUACUUUUGAGGGCACAGAAGAAGGCUCACAAAGAGAGUAUAUUUACCUCAACAGGUACAAGCGAGCAGGUGAGUCCCCAGACAAGUGCACCUACACCUUCAUCGUGCCCCAGCAGCGGGUCACGGGUGCCAUCUGCGUCAACUCCAAGGAGCCUGAGGUGCUCCUAGAGAACCGAGUGCAUAAGCAGGAGUUGGAGCUGCUCAAUAAUGAGCUGCUCAAGCAGAAGCGGCAGAUCGAGACACUGCAGCAGCUGGUAGAAGUGGACGGUGGCAUUGUGAGCGAGGUAAAGCUGCUGCGCAAGGAAAGCCGCAACAUGAACUCUCGUGUCACGCAGCUCUACAUGCAACUCCUGCAUGAGAUCAUCCGCAAACGGGACAAUGCACUGGAGCUCUCCCAGCUGGAAAACCGAAUCCUGAACCAGACAGCCGAUAUGCUGCAGCUGGCCAGCAAGUACAAGGACUUGGAACACAAGUACCAGCACCUGGCCACACUGGCCCACAACCAAUCAGAGGUCAUCGCUCAGCUGGAGGAGCACUGCCAGAGGGUACCUGCAGCCAGGCCCAUGCCCCAGCCGCCUCCUGCCACCCCACCGCGGGUCUACCAGCCACCCACCUACAACCGCAUCAUCAACCAGAUCUCCACCAACGAAAUCCAAAGUGACCAGAACCUGAAGGUGCUGCCACCCCCUCUGCCCACCAUGCCUGCCCUCACUAGCCUCCCAUCCUCUACUGACAAACCAUCAGGGCCCUGGAGAGACUGUCUGCAGGCCCUGGAAGAUGGCCAUGAUACCAGCUCCAUCUACCUGGUAAAGCCUGAGAACACUAACCGCCUCAUGCAGGUGUGGUGUGACCAGAGACAUGACCCUGGGGGUUGGACUGUCAUCCAGAGGCGCCUGGAUGGUUCCGUCAACUUCUUUAGGAACUGGGAGACAUACAAGCAAGGGUUUGGGAACAUUGAUGGCGAGUACUGGCUGGGCCUGGAGAACAUCUACUGGCUGACAAACCAAGGCAACUACAAACUGCUUGUGACCAUGGAGGACUGGUCUGGACGCAAGGUCUUUGCAGAAUACGCCAGCUUCCGCGUGGAGCCCGAGAGCGAGUAUUAUAAGCUACGUCUAGGGCGAUACCAUGGCAAUGCAGGUGACUCCUUCACUUGGCACAAUGGCAAGCAGUUCACCACUCUGGACAGAGACCAUGAUGUUUACACAGGAAACUGCGCCCACUAUCAGAAGGGAGGCUGGUGGUAUAAUGCCUGUGCCCACUCCAACCUCAACGGGGUCUGGUACCGUGGGGGUCACUACCGGAGCCGUUACCAGGAUGGGGUCUACUGGGCUGAGUUCCGAGGAGGCUCCUACUCCCUCAAGAAAGUGGUGAUGAUGAUCCGACCCAACCCCAACACCUUCCACUAAGCCUGCUCGCCCCUGACUCCGUGGCCAUCAUCAGGAACCACCCUGACUGUGUAGCCCCAGCACAACACCUCACCAGUUCAUCUCAGCUGGGAGGAUGGGACGCAGGAUUCUGCUUUCCAAAGUUAUUGUGCCGCAUAUGGAACUGGACUGCUACAGUGUUCUCUGUCCCCCUUCUUUCCUUCAUACCCAACAACCCCUCAUGUUAUCAGGAUAGGAUGGGAAUGCACACAACUCUUCCUUUAAAAACCCAACUGUACACUUUUGUGACAUGCAUGUACAUGAGCCUCUCUGUGCAGACUGUAUGUACAUGCGCUUAGAUACCUGUCACAUGUGAUACGUAUGGACACUCCGUAUUCUACUUUCAGUUCUCAGAUGCUGAAGCUAUCACCAACAGCGUUGCUCUUCAGAGGAAAGCAUUUUCCUUAAUGCUGUGUAACUUGAGUCUAAGGGUAGAACACAGGCUGUGUUGCCUUAGUUCAAAAUGAAUCCUUGGCAUCGGUGCCUGGAUUCUUCCAGAAAUGUCUGUAAAGGCUCACCUCUCACAUAGGGGCUCCAUACCUCCCCUCUGAAGAACCCCUGUGAGAACCUUAUCAGACUUCAUACUCUCCCUCCCUGUCCUUCCUUACACCACUCCCCCUUCUCAGGACUUCUUACCAACCUCUACCCAGUUACCCCCUCAUCUAGUGCCUUCUGAGCCUCAGUCCCUAGCUGCUCGCUGGGGUUCAAGGCACCGCUUUUCCCUCCUUCCCUGGCCACUCUUCUCUGCCACACAGGCCUUUCUAUCCAGGCAAGAUCCCUCAGCCUCUGAGAAGGAACAGUUUUGGCUCGGUAAAGAAAGGCCAGGUCAAGUGACACCAGCACCGUAAUGUAUUCACAGUUUUGUAUUUUCCGUUCAUACUGUAGCCUCCACAUCAUUGUAACUUUCACACAAAUAGUAGCCUGCCUUGCCAGAGAUACUCAGCUGAAGAGAAGUCACUAUCAAUACGUUGGGGGCCCCAGAUGGCAACAAACCUGAGGUUCCAUGCUCAGUGGACCAGAGUCUGUACCUCGACCCCAAGUCCACUUCCCUGAAAGAUGGGGCCACAUGGGGGAGGAGUGGCUACUUCCUAUAAGUUGCUGAACUGUUAGUGGCCACAGGCCCCAUGGCUGGUGUACUGGGACAUGGUGGCUUCUGAGUCCUGAUGGGCUCAGUGCUACCAGAAUGAAUGCAGAGGCUGAAGAGAUGAGUCUAGAAGGGGAAAUCCUCCCAGUGGGCAUGUGGGCCAGGCAUGUGAGGUGUGGGGCGUUUGGUACUGUCCACAUCUGAGUGGGUGUCUAUUACCUCAGCAUUUCUCACAGUGUACCAUGUAGCAUGUUCUGUGUAUAUAAAAGGGAGGGUUUUUUUUAAUAUAUAUAUUCCCAGAUUAUCCUUGUUAUGACACAAAUCUGCAAUAAAAGCCAUCA